Molecule: messenger RNA, 423 nt
Organism: Teleopsis dalmanni
Lineage: Eukaryota; Metazoa; Arthropoda; Insecta; Diptera; Diopsidae
Product: glycine-rich cell wall structural protein-like
Exons: 2
Coding region: 30-368 (112 amino acids)
Source: RefSeq, a predicted model, not a curated record
AUAAAGUGAAAACAAUAAAAAUUCUCAUAAUGGCAAAAUUAUUGAUUGUUUUAGCUCUAGCUCUUAUUGCUGUUGUAUUGGCUGUUCCAAAUGGUGGAUAUGGUAACGGUGGAUACGGUCAAGGUGGAUAUAAUCAAGGCGGAUAUGGUCAAGGCGGAUUUGGUCGUAAUGAUGGUCAUGGUGCAGGAGGGUAUGGACAUGUGGGACAUGGUGGACAUGGUAUCGGUCAUAAUGACUUAGGUCAUGGUGGUCCCAUUGGUCACGGCGGUCAUGGAAAUAUCGGUGGACACGGACAUGGUGGAUAUAAUGGCCCAAUUGGUGGUGGCUACGGGGGACACCAAGGACAUGGAGGUGGUCGCCAUUACUAAAUUAUGACAAAUCAGUAUAAUAGAAUAAUUUAAGAACAAAAAAUAAAUAAAUAAA